UUUUUAAUUUUUUUUUUUAUUAGAUUCUUGAAUUUCUCCAUUUAUGUAUUAAAGAGAAUAAGUAACAAAUUUUAAUUACAUCAUUGGACUGUAAUGAAUAAAUUAUUUGCAAAUUUAUCCGUUUUGAUUUAAAUAACAAUGAAUUCAUAUUUGGCAACUUUUUUCACAUUACAAUUUUUGUUAUGCAUAUGGAUAAAACAAGUUUUAACAUCUGAUAAGAUAUAUACAAAUACAUGGGCAGUAAAUAUUUUAGGAGGCGAGCAAGCUGCUCGUGAGCUAGCAGAUUUACAUAACUUUGAUUAUCGGGGACCUGUGGGGAGUCUACCAGACUUAUAUAUAUUUUCCCAUAAAAAUAUUAAAGCAAGAAGUAAACGUAGUGCUGAUGAGCAUCAAUCAUUGCUUACUACUCAUCCUAAUAUAAUAUGGGCUGAACAACAAAUUGCUAAAAGUAGGCGUAGGCGUGGUUAUGAAGUAAUAUCAGAUCCACUUUUUGAUAAACAAUGGUAUUUAAAAAAUAAAGGUCAGACUCGUGAAAGAUGUAAAUCUCAAUAUGCUGGUGAUAACUUUGAGCAGCUUGAUAUUAAUGUUGUUAAAGCUUGGAACUUAAAUGUGACUGGGGCAGGUGUUGUUGUCUCUAUAUUAGAUGAUGGACUUGAGCAUUCACAUCCUGAUCUUUCACGUAACUAUGAUAGUUUAGCAAGUUAUGAUUUUAAUAGUGGUGAUUCUGAUCCUGCACCUCGAUAUAGUCAAGAUAACAUAAACAAACAUGGAACACGAUGUGCUGGCGAAGUGGCAGCUGAAAUUAACAACAAUGUAUGUGGUGCAGGUGUUGCUUUUAAUGCCAAAGUAGGUGGAAUCAGGAUGCUUGAUGGAGAUGUUACUGAUGCUGUUGAAGCUGGAUCUUUAAGUUACAAGCCAGAGCAUAUAGACAUUUACAGCAGUAGUUGGGGUCCUGAUGAUGAUGGAACAACAGUGGAUGGACCUGGCCAGUUAGCUCUUAAUGCAUUUAAAGCUGGAAUAGAAAAAGGUCGUGGUGGAUUAGGUUCUAUAUUUGUGUGGGCAACAGGUAAUGGUGGUCGAUUUCAGGAUUAUUGCUCAUGUGAUGGUUACAUAAACUCUCCAUACACUAUUUCAAUUGGAGCAGUUGAUAAUUGUGGAAUGAAACCAUGGUAUUCUGAGGCAUGCUCAGGUACACUAGCUGUUACUUAUAGUAGUGGUGAUGCUAGUGGUCAAUUUGAUAAGCAGAUUGCAACAACAGAUUUGCAUGGAACCUGUACACAAUCACAUACUGGAACCUCUGCAGCUGCUCCACUUGCUGCUGGUAUAUUUGCUCUUGUCCUUGAAGCCAACAAAAAGUUGACCUGGCGUGAUAUGCAACAUUUAAUUGUUAAAACGUCAAAAAUGGUUAGUCCAAAAGACGAUGAGUGGCAGAAAAAUGCAGCUGGGUAUUACGUAAAUCCGAAGUUUGGCUUCGGCGCUCUUGACACAGGAGGACUAGUAGAAAUGGCAUCAAGCAAAGAUUGGAAAACUGCUGGUGCUCAGCACGUGUGUCACACGACUAAAAAUGACGUAAAUGAAUUUUCAGCUGCAUCUACUGAUUCUUAUAUUGAAGCAUCUGGUUGUGAAAAUGACAAAGGUUCUUGUGUAACUAAGUUAGAACACGUACAUGUUAUUAUAAAUCUUAAGAAAAACAGACAACGUGGUCAACUUUCCAUAAGUCUUACAUCUCCUCAUGGGACUGUUUCAAAGAUUUUGCAAAAGCGGCCUCGUGAUACUAGUGAAGAAGGUUUCAAAAACUGGGCAUUUUUAACGGUCUUUCACUGGGGCGAAUCUCCAAAAGGUAAAUGGAAGCUUUCUAUAAACGAUCAAACAAAAGAAGGCUUUACCUUAGUUUCAUGGUACAUGACGUUUUAUGGAACAUGUGAUAACAAAAUUUCAGAUCCUUUUAAAAUACAAAUAAACGAAAGCGAAAUAUGCGAUAAAAUAUGCAAAAAAGGUUGUCCUGAAGUAUUUUUUGAUAGUUGUGAGUUGUGCGAGCAAUAUUGCGACUGUACGAUUGGUCGUUGUGUGAAGCAAUGCGCUAAUGAUCUUAUUACCGACAAUCAGCUGCAUCUUUGUAAGCGAUCGUUGGAAUAUCAAGAGGAGCAUACAUUAAAUGUCCUUGUUGCAAGAGAACUUAAAGAACAACCUGUAAUUGGUAUUUCUAUGACGGCUAAGUUUGCCAUAAUUUUUUUAGCACUUUUAGCUAUUAGUGCAAUGGUCUCCGGUAUUGCUUUUUUUAUCGCUAAUAUGCCUCAAUCUAAAACUUUUGCACAGGGGUACCGUUCUGUAUCUCGAUAUCCUUGCACUGAUACAGUUGAAGAAGGUUUGAUUGUUGAUGAGGAUAAAAGUAGUCUUAACAGUUUAGAAACAAAGAUCGUUAAGUCAUAAUAUUUCACUUGCUUGAAAAACUGGUACUCCCCUUUCCUGCUUCUUUUUUUACUAACAGAUUUUAAAUUAAUAAUUGUAGAUAAUUCUUGUGGUGUCUUUGUUUUUUUACAAUACCCAUCGCUGACAACAAGCUAAAAAGCAUAAUAUCCUAGAAUUAUGUAAAUGCCUUUUAUUCUCAAAAAACGAGCAACGUCGUA
Hydra vulgaris (swiftwater hydra) is the source of this 2627-nucleotide messenger RNA. RefSeq names its product furin-like protease kpc-1. Gene Ontology annotation, biological process: protein processing. Lineage: Eukaryota; Metazoa; Cnidaria; Hydrozoa; Anthoathecata; Hydridae. Gene Ontology annotation, molecular function: serine-type endopeptidase activity. Gene Ontology annotation, cellular component: Golgi membrane; trans-Golgi network. The record is from RefSeq and is a predicted model, not a curated record.